AGAAAGUUUUGAGAAUACGCAACAGCAUGAAAAUCGGAAUACUACUUUUGUGUGGCUCGGCCGUCGUGGCUUACGGAAGUGAUGUCAAGGCAAGCAGAGAUUCGUUGGAGAACGCUGAAAAGACUUUGCUGCUAGAGGAUCUCCAGGAGCCACAAGCCGAGGAAUCAGUACCACAGGCUGUCGUUGUCCCUAGUCUCGACACAGACGCAGGCAAAGAAUACCUGGUUGAAGACGCCGAGAUCGAGAAGCUGCCGGAGCUUCCAUUCGAUAUCGAUGCUAUCCCCCAAUCGAAGAAUCCAGAAGACCCCUGCCGCAAGAUCCGUGAUUUGACGAAUCAAUGGCGCGAGUUGGGACGAGAAAUUGCGCAGAAGACCGCUGAGCUUGUUCGAGUCCGAGGAGACGAACGCCAGAAGAUCAGAGAGCAAAUCCGCAAGAUCCGUGAAGAAAUGACGAAAACCAACGCAGCGAUCCGAGAAAACACCCGAGAGUGCGCUCGUACACGACGACCAACCCUCAGGCCGCCAACCCCAGAAGCGUAAAUUAUUCGAUAGUUAGUCGACGAGCAUCGUGGCGAUGCCGGCAGAUCGAUUCGGUUCGAGCGCUGAUCGAUCUAUAUUUAAUAAAUGGUUAGUGAUACCC
Galendromus occidentalis (western predatory mite) is the source of this 639-nucleotide messenger RNA. RefSeq lists its product as uncharacterized. The transcript has 5 exons. The record is from RefSeq and is a predicted model, not a curated record. NCBI's taxonomy places the organism in Eukaryota, Metazoa, Arthropoda, Arachnida, Mesostigmata, Phytoseiidae. The coding region runs from base 27 to 539 and encodes 170 amino acids.